CAUCGGUAGAUGACAUAGUCUAAUUUAACCUACCCUAGUCGAAAAUAAACCACCAGAUCACAGAACAAUACCUCAUGAGAUACAGGAAAACACAGCUAAUAGUAAGGGUAGAAAAUGGCUCAAGUGAUUUUUGGCAAGAAUGGGACUGAAUCGCCUGAACCUGUCAAAGCAGAAAUAACAGGAUGUAUCCCUGAAUGGCUACAGGGGACGUUGCUACGUAAUGGGCCAGGUCUUUUUAAAGUAGGAGAUACGGAAUACAAUCACUGGUUUGAUGGCAUGGCCUUAAUUCAUAGUUUUACCUUCAAAGAUGGUGAUGUGUACUACAGAAGUAAAUUCCUAAGGAGUGACACCUUCCAGAAAAACACUAAAGCAAACAAGAUUGUUGUGUCAGAAUUUGGGACCAUGAUUUAUCCUGAUCCCUGCAAAAACAUGUUUUCCAAAGCAUUCUCCUACCUUCUUGCUGCCAUCCCUGACUUCACCGAUAACAACCUGAUAAACAUUAUCAGAUAUGGUGAGGACUACUAUGCCUCAUCAGAAAUCAACUACAUAAAUCAAAUUGACCCAGUUACCCUGGAAGUAAUUGGAAAGAUGAACUACAGGAAGCAUAUUGCUCUGAACUUGGCGACUGCACACCCUCACUACGAUGAAGAGGGAAACACAUAUAACAUGGGAAUCGCCCUCAUGAGAUUUGGCAUGCCCAAGUAUGUCAUCUUCAAGGUUCCAGUCGAUGCAUCAGAUAAGGAGGGCAAGAAGCCUGCAUUAGAGGAGGUGGAGCAGGUCUGCAAUAUACCAUUUCGCUCAACCCUCUUCCCAAGCUACUUCCAUAGCUUUGGCAUGUCUGAGAAUUACAUCAUCUUUGUCGAGCAGCCAUUCAAACUGGACAUCCUCAGACUGGCCACAGCUAACUUCAGGGGAUCCACCUGGGGUAGCUGCCUGAAAUACGACAAAGAGGACAUUACUCUAAUCCACCUGGUCGACAAGAAGACUGGUAAAGCAGUAUCCACCAAGUUCUAUACAGAUGCUCUGGUAGUUUUCCACCACAUUAAUGCCUACGAGGACGACAACCAUGUGGUGUUUGAUAUGAUCACCUACAAAGACAGUAAUCUGUAUGAAAUGUUCUACUUAGCAAACAUGAGAGAGGAAAGCAACAAAUUCAUAGAAGACAAGGUCAACUUCUCCCAGCCAAUCUGCCAGAGAUUUGUCUUGCCCCUCAAUGUUGACAAGGAUACAACAAAAGGAACAAACAUGGUGAUGCUCAAAAACACAACAGCCAAGGCAGUGAUGCAAGAUGAUGGCUCUGUAUAUUGCCAGCCUGACACAAUAUUUGCAGGUUUGGAGUUGCCAGGCAUAAACUACAAAUUCAACGGCAAGAAAUACCGUUAUUUUUAUGGCUCGAGAGUGGAAUGGACUCCAUUCCCGAAUAAGAUUGGGAAGGUGGACAUUCUGACCAAGAAGCACAUAGAGUGGACAGAGGAAGAAUGUUACCCCUCUGAGCCAGUUUUUGUUGCCUCACCAGGAGCUAUGGAGGAGGAUGAUGGAGUCAUUUUGUCCUCAAUUGUCUCUCUAAAUCCAAAUAAAUCCCCCUUCAUGCUUGUCCUCAAUGCGAAAAACUUUGAAGAAAUUGCUCGUGCCUCAAUCGAUGCCAGUGUUCACCUGGAUCUGCAUGGACUCUUCAUUCCCUCACAGAAAACUAACUGACAUAGCUUUUAGAGGUUAGGAUUGCAAUUUAAUAUUGUACAGGAUGAAGUCUUAUUCCUAUAGCCUUGUAACCUUUACAGUAGAUCUUUAGCUAAAGGGAAGAUAAUUACAAUGAUAACCUAACUAUGAAGAUAACUAUAAGACAACUUAACAUACAGUUAUACUACACAACAAUCUAUAGUAAGCACAUUGUAGUGUACACCCACCUGGAUUUCAAAGGGGUUGAAGACUUUCUGGGAAAUUUCUAGAAUCUUUACAUAUAUUUUCCAUAGGAAGUUAAGCCUUUUUGCUUAAAUUCAUCAAAAUAGUUAGCUUAUAAUGUUUUUGCUUGCAUACCCCAAGUAUGCUGGUAAGAGCCUGUGGUGUCACCACUACCAUGUCUCGUCACCUUGGCCUGGAUUAGGGGAAGAUUAUUUUCUUUGUCAGUCUGGCAAAGUACACUUCUAAGCAAGGGCUUUGGGAGGGACAUGCAAUAUGGCAGUCGUCCCAACAUUUCUUCAGCCAGCUGGUGGAAGGGAUUUUGUGGAACUUAGGCUCUUUCCCCUGUUGCCUCCAUCAUCCUCCAUGUUCCAACAUCAGUCAUCUCAGAGUGCCACUGGUCCCAGUUUGAGCCAUCCUCAAUAGGGUUGGAAAGUGAUGAUGAGGCCUCAGAUUCUGAUGUUCAAGAAGUGAACUUUGAGGAGGUCCUGGGAGAAGAUAUGGAGGCCUGAGAGGAAGAAAACCAAAGCUUCAGAUGUAUGUUGAAAAGGUUUUUGAGGGAUGCGAUGGAUCAUUGGGAACACAUCAUUCAAUACUCCCUUUCUUUUGUUGUAGGGAAAGCAUCCCAUUUGAAAUGUGUUUAUUUCUAUUGGGAGGAUUUCAUCAUUUGCAAUUAUGUCUACUUAAGGUAAACGGCUUAUGUUUGUGUGUGCAUAUGAUAUGGUACCUAUAUCCAAUGCAAUAAACCUCACCAUUUAAAUGGUAUUAAAAUUUGUUUGCAUUUAUUUUCAUUUAUUCCCAUAUUCCUAUUAAAUCCCAUAUAUUCACAUUAAUACUCACAG
Esox lucius (northern pike) is the source of this 2738-nucleotide messenger RNA. It is a transcript of the gene bco1l, whose product is annotated as beta-carotene oxygenase 1, like. Bases 115 to 1698 code for a protein of 527 amino acids. The record is from RefSeq and is a predicted model, not a curated record. The transcript has 11 exons. Lineage: Eukaryota; Metazoa; Chordata; Actinopteri; Esociformes; Esocidae. Gene Ontology annotation, biological process: retinal metabolic process; carotene catabolic process. Gene Ontology annotation, molecular function: carotenoid dioxygenase activity; beta-carotene 15,15'-dioxygenase activity.